UAGUGAUGAAGAUGUCGUUAAUGAUGAAGAUGAAUAUGACACAAUUUAUGAAUUUGAACAAAAUGCAAGUCAUGAUUUUCAAAAAACUAGCCAUGCAACAAGUAGUUCUGAAAAUGACAGCUCUGAAAAUGAAUAUCGAGACAAAGAUGAAAUAAUGAUGUCAAAACUUAGCGAAUGGGCAGUCAAAUACCAGGUUCCUCAUAGAACAAUUUCGUCACUAUUAGAAAUUCUACGUAAUGACUACCCUUCUCUUCCUAAGGAUCCACGUACAUUGCUUCUUACUCCUCAGAGUUACGCUGUGAAAAACAUUACAGGGGGGCAGUACUUUCAUUUUGGAAUUUCAAGUUCUUUAUCAUAUCAGCUUUCUGAUAGAAUGGAAUUCAAUAUUCCUGGUAAGCAAGUGAAAUUUCAAGUGAAUAUUGAUGGUUUACCUGUUUUUAAAAGCACCUCAAUGCAGUUCUGGCCAAUACUUGGUAGAGUCAUCCAUCCCUUUCUUGGUCAACCAUUUAUCAUAGGCCUCUUCUAUGGGGCUUCCAAACCACCAAAACUUGGUGAAUAUUUAAACGAAUUUGUAGAAGAAAUGAAGGGUCUUGAGCGUGAUGGGCUAGACCUCAAUGGCCUCAAAAUUGAAGUUUCCAUUUCAUGUUUUAUAUGCGAUACACCAGCCAGGGCGUUUGUUAAAGGAGUGAAAGGCCACAACGGUUACUCUGGUUGUGAUAAGUGUCUUCAAAAUGGUAAAUGGUUGAACAAGAUGACAUUCCCAGAAACAAAAGCGCCUCUAAGAACUGAUCUUCAAUUUGAUGAAAUGGCUGAUGAAGAGCAUCAUUUAUUCAGAUCACCACUGAAUCAAUUAUCAAUAGGUAUGGUUACCCAGUUUCCACUUGAUUAUAUGCAUUUGGUCUGCCUAGGUGUCAUGAAAAAACUGUUGUUUUUAUGGAUGAAGGGUCCCGUUUCUGUAGGAUGUAGAAUUGGAGCAACUGCAAUAAACAAACUGUCAGAUAAGCUAACUCUGUAUUCAAAAUACAUCCCAAGGGAGUUCUGUAGAAAAGGGAGAUCUCUCAGGGAAAUAGACAGAUGGAAAGCAACAGAAUAUAGAUUAUUCUUAUUAUAUACUGGGCCGGUUGCCCUAAAUGAUAUUUUGUGCAAUGCCGUGUACUUAAAUUUUCUGCUUCUUUUGUCGGUAUUACCUGUUUAG
This is a messenger RNA of Haliotis rubra (blacklip abalone), 1195 nucleotides long. RefSeq lists its product as uncharacterized. The record is from RefSeq and is a predicted model, not a curated record. The coding region runs from base 155 to 1195 and encodes 346 amino acids. The transcript has a single exon. Lineage: Eukaryota; Metazoa; Mollusca; Gastropoda; Lepetellida; Haliotidae.